This is a messenger RNA of Pogona vitticeps (central bearded dragon), 2885 nucleotides long. NCBI's taxonomy places the organism in Eukaryota, Metazoa, Chordata, Lepidosauria, Squamata, Agamidae. The record is from RefSeq and is a predicted model, not a curated record.
AUGAAGCGGGCGAGCGAGAGGGAUUCCAGCCCGGCCGGGUCCGGGGGCACGCGGGGCGCCUCCUCCGCCAAACGGCCGCGGGAACGGGAGCGCGAAAGCAGCACCGGCGGAGGCAGCGGCAGCAGCAGCCGGCGGGGCCCGCACCGGAGCUCGGGCGCCUCUUCCUCCUCCGCCUCCUACAAGACCCUGCUGGUGAGCGGCCUGAGCCCAGCCCUGCCCGACCAGCUGCUGGAAGAUGGCCUCUUCCGUCAGUUCCAGCGAUUUGCCAGCGGCGGUGCCAGUGACAUUAGCGUCAAACUCUCCCACACGCCGGAUCUGGGCCGGGUCGCUUACGUGAACUUCAGACACCCGGCGGAUGCCCGAGAUGCCCGGCGGCAUGCCCGAGCCCGGCAGCUUCUCCUUUUUGAUCGCCCCCUCAAGGUGGAGCCGGUGUACCUGCGAGGGGGCCGACGAAGCCGCACGCCCCCGCCAGCCCCAGCCCCUGAACCGCUGGCGUUUCUGCCCCACAUCCACGGUAUUUAUCCCUACAAGCAGAGAUCCCUGUCGCCGGUGGCUAGCCCUUUGCUGCGGGAGCCUCGGCCCCGGCAUGCUCAAGCGGCUGCUGCAGCGUUUGCCUUGGAAGCCGUGGCCUUGGGGCUCUCACGGGAGCGGGAGAGGGUGCUGGAUUACUAUGGGCUCUAUGAUGAGCGUGGACGCCCCUAUAGCUACCCCCUGGUAGCAGAGGAGGAUCUCAUGCCAGAAGAUGAUCAGAGAGCGACUCGGAAUCUCUUCAUUGGCAAUCUCGACCAUAACGUCUCUGAGGUGGAACUGAGACGUGCCUUUGAGAAAUAUGGUAUCAUUGAGGAGGUGGUAAUCAAGCGGCCUGCACGAGGCCAAGGUGGAGCCUAUGCCUUCCUCAAGUUCCAGAACUUGGACAUGGCCCACCGGGCCAAGGUUGCCAUGUCUGGCCGGGUUAUUGGCAGGAACCCUAUCAAAAUUGGCUAUGGGAAAGCCAACCCCACUACCAGACUAUGGGUAGGUGGCCUUGGUCCAAGUACUUCGCUAGCUGCCCUUGCUAGGGAAUUUGAUCGUUUUGGUAGCAUUAGGACUAUUGACUAUGUGAAGGGUGACAGUUUUGCAUAUAUACAGUAUGAAAGCUUGGAUGCAGCCCAGGCUGCCUGUGCACAGAUGAGGGGCUUUCCUUUGGGUGGGCCAGACAGAAGACUCCGGGUGGAUUUUGCCAAAGCUGAGGAGACGCGCUAUCCUCAGCAGUACCAACCUGCGCCCCUGCCUGUACACUAUGAGUUGCUACCUGAAAGCUACAGCAGACACAGGAGUCUAGAGCAAGACUUAAGGGUGAGAGACAGGACUCCUCCUCAUCUCCUUUAUUCAGACAGGGAAAGGAGCUUCCUAGAGGCAGAUUGGGCCAGUCCUGUCAAAAAUGCAGAGCGCAGAAAUAAUUUGGAGACAUAUACUCGGUCAGUACGCAGCCGGAGUGGAGAACGUUGGGGCAGCGAUGGUGACCGCAGUGCACUCAAGCCUUGGGAGGACAGGCGUAAACGUCGUAGCCUUUCCAAUGACCGUGGGAGGACUUCUCAUUCCCCAUAUGAGGACAGGGGCAGGGUAAAGCCUGGUGGGGCAGCUGUAGAUCGCAGCCCAGAUUUGACUCGGAAGGAGAACCACGCCACUGAGUCCCCCACAGAGAAGGAGCAGAAAAACUCCCUCCCAAACAACCGGCAUGCAUCGGAGGAGAAACCUCAUCGUGAAACAUCUGAUCCUCCUCAGCCAAAAAAAAGGGACAGUGAACGCAAUCAUCGAACUGGUGAGUCUGAGUUGAAGACUCAAGAAGAGUCCAAACCUGAAACCAAGAAGUUAAAAAGCUUGUCAGAUUAUGCCCAUACACUGCAGCUUGCCUGGAAUGGGCUACUUGUCCUGAAAAACAGCUGCUUCCCGACAUCUAUGCACAUCUUGGAAGGGGACUUGGGGGUCAUCAAUGGGCUUCUGAAAGACCACUUGUCUGGGGGAAAGCUUACACAGCUCAAGAUUGCUCAGCGGCUUCGGCUUGACCAGCCCAAACUGGAUGAAGUAACUCGACGUAUCAAGCAAGGAAGUCCGAAUGGCUAUGCUGUGCUGCUGGCUACCCAGGCUGCUCAAGGAGCAGGCACUGAAGGGGCCUUCCCUAUGGUGGAGCCUGGCUUGCAAAGGAGGCUUCUCAGGAAUCUGGUCUCUUACUUGAAACAGAAACAGGCUGCUGGGGUAAUCAGCCUUCCUGUGGGAGGGGCAAAGGGCAAAGACAGCACGGGCAUGCUUUAUGCUUUUCCUCCCUGUGAAUUCUCCCAGCAGUACCUCCAGUCCGCACUAAGGACAUUGGGAAAGCUAGAAGAAGAACAUAUGGUGAUAGUGAUAGUCAAAGAUACUGCCUAGUAUUUACUCUCAGUCUCUUCUCUUUCCUCGCUCUGAUUUCAUGUUUAUUUGUGUCUCACACCGCCUGGUUACUUUUACAGCCAAUUAUUUGAGUGGGGCCCCAAAAGUUCUCCAACAAAAUCCUACAAUUUUCUUAGUUUCUAAUUACUUUUAAUACCAUUUUAACAAAUCCCACUUUAUUUGUUUUUAAUAUGUGACACUGUCUGCUGUGUUCUUAUUUUUUAAAUGUAUGGAAAAUUGUCAGUAAAGCCUUGUUCACUGAUGGAUUUUUAACUUUGUGCAGUGUCCUGGUUUCUGUAGUCUGCCAAUGGCUGGCUCUGUGUUCCAGUAGAUACAGGUAUCACUUGCUUCCGUUCCUAACAGCACCUCCUUGCACUGCUGUUCAACAUUGUUAUACCAGUUUUGUGCUCUUUGAUUUUCCUUUUGAUAGUUGAAGCUUGGUUGCUUCUUUCCUCAACAGUUAAGUAGUUUAUUUCAGUUUU